CGUGGAGGCCGGUGCGCUCGGGCUGGGAUUCCUCGGACCGCUGCUCCGGGAGCGCGAGACCAUGGGCGCUCUGCUGAGCGGCGGUGAGGGCGCCGCGGAGCCGGCCCCGGCCCAGCCCCAGCCCCAGCCCGUGGCGCCCGAGGGCCCUGAGCAGCCCGGCCCCGAGCCCGGCCCCUGGGGGCCGCUGGACGACGUGCGCUUCCUCAUCGCCUGCACCUCCUGGUACUGACUCUCCGCCCUCCGAGUCACCGCUCACCGCCUGUCCUGUUCACCUCGCCUGGUCCGGCCGUUGUCGUCUGCCCCCACGGCCCAGUGUCUCUUUUAACCUACCUUGCGCCUCCCCCUUCCUGUCCUCGGAGUCGAGGAGGUCUGGGGGACUGGAAGGAAGUCCCAGCAGAGCUGCCGCCGCCGCAGCAGCAGCGCCGUGAGUCACCGUCUCGCCUCUGUCCUCUCCUGCCACCCCUAACUUGUUUACUUCCCACGCUGCACUCAAACCACUUCAGACCUCCGUGCUCACCCCCACCACACAGCUCCAGCAGUCUGGGUCCUGGUUCAGCCCUCCCUGUCACUGACUUACAGGACCAGACUAGGGCUCUUGAUAAGACCCUAAGGCUGCUGACCUCACCUCAUCUGUCCCUUAUUGCUGAGAACUGGGCUCUUGCUUUUGUUCCUGGUCAUUGCACUAUGUGCCUUGACUUCAGAGAAGACCUUGGGGCAGCGACCCUUCCUGUACUAGGGGAGGUUUCUCCUCAAGCCUGGAUCCCAGUGAGGCAUUAUCAGGCUGUAUUCCUGGGAACCCAGUAACACGGCCUAUCCAAGUCAGCCUUUUGGAGAGAGGGGACACCUGAUUGCUGGGCUGGCAGAUGAAGUGAAUGGGGCAGUCCCUGGACACCCUGAAGUACCCUGUUUCUCUUCUCCCAGAAGCUUCUUAGGCCACUCUCAGAACCCGAUUCUCUUUCCCACAUCCAAGGGAAAUGACACACUCUGUAUUUUUGUUUUAUUUAUAAAUGAUUUAAAAAACAUUAUACAAAGGCUGAUCAGUUUAAAAUGUGACUGACACUGAAAUGCUGUGAUGUUCCCCAGGCCGAGGAGAAGCUGGGCUCUGGGGCCCCCAGUGCUUUGCCCCUUGGUCUGCUCUGUCCUGGGGUGAUGGACAAACAGAUGACCACAAGGCAGGAGAAUCCGAGAUUGGAAGCCUCCAGGCUGAGCCCUCUUUGGGUCUAGCCUUGCAUCCCUCACGUCUGUAGCCUGGGCUGCCUGCCUCCAUCUCCUGCUCUUUUUCAGCUGACCUUGGUAGUACCAGGAGCCAACCGGGAGCCUGGGGGGCCUAGAGCUUUCAAGAAGUGAGAGCACCAACCUGAGGAGUGGAGAGGGACCAGGAAGGAGUGAAGGAAGGCCAGGAAAAGAUGGAUAAAAGAGACACUUCUGAUCUCAUCUUGGACCCUAGAGGGGUCCACAGUGGAUGGCCUGGGCAAGUAACCACCUCUCUGUGCUUCAUUUGAGGGCAUGAUGAGAAUAACUCUCGGCCUCCCAGGGCCUAUACUAGUUUCAUGUGAGUGGACGGGUAUGAGCUAAUAAAGUGCUUUGCAAAGUAUAAAACACUGUACAAACCUAUGAAUCACUAAUAUCUCCACAGUUGUUCCCCACCCGCCCCAGGGAGCCCGCCCUUGGCCAAAAUGAGGAAAAACAGAAAGAUAAUGACAGGGAACACAGUGGACCCAAAAAGGUGCCUCUGGGACAAGAGAUUUUGCUUGAGACAGCUCCUAGGGCAGCAGAAGUCCCUGUCUCCUAAAGGUUAGGCUGACCCAAAGACCAGAAGCCACAGGGUGGGGGCAAGGUCCAUGUAGGCUCAGAAAGCCAGGGUGGCAUCUGAGGCCGGCCAGCACCCUGAAGACUGAUACCACCUCUUGGGUUUGGCAGAGAGCCAGCGGGUAUCACUGAACCCAUUGGUCUGGCCUAGGACUCGUCAGUGACAAGCAGGGCUGCCUCCACUGGGUUGGAGCGAGGCAAGCUG
Messenger RNA from Molossus molossus (Pallas's mastiff bat), 2014 nucleotides. It is a transcript of the gene MMP24OS, whose product is annotated as MMP24 opposite strand. The record is from RefSeq and is a predicted model, not a curated record. The transcript has 2 exons. Bases 62 to 229 code for a protein of 55 amino acids. Lineage: Eukaryota; Metazoa; Chordata; Mammalia; Chiroptera; Molossidae.